AUGGUCGGCAAAGAAUGCAUAGCAAUUGCCUCAGAUCUCAGACUAGGCAACCAGUCCUUAGGGUUAUCCAACAACUUCGAAAAAGUGUUCCAAUUCGGCGACAAAACCUUCUUGGGCCUCACUGGCCUCGCCACCGACGUCCUCACGCUCAAAGAAGACUUCCGUCUCAAGAACAACUUGUACAAGUUGAGAGAAGAAAGAGAGAUUGAGCCCCAGACGUUAGCCAACUUGGUGUCUUCGUCAUUGUACGAGAAGCGUUUUGGUCCAUUUUUUGUGGGUCCUAUUGUGGCUGGUUUGGAGCUGAAGACCAACAAGCCGUACAUUUGUGGGUUUGACUUGAUUGGGUGUAUUGACGCCGCUAAGGAUUUCAUUGUUUCAGGAACCGCCAGCGACCAGCUUUACGGUAUGUGUGAGUCUCUUUAUGAGCCCGACUUGGAGCCGGAGGAUUUGUUUGAGACGAUUUCUCAGGCUCUUUUGAAUGCGGUGGACAGAGACGCCUUGUCUGGGUGGGGAGCUGUGGUUUAUAUUGUCACGAAGGACAAGGUGAUCAAGCGUGUGCUCAAGACCCGCCAGGACUAA
Messenger RNA from Candidozyma haemuli, 579 nucleotides. RefSeq names its product proteasome core particle subunit beta 3 (gene PUP3). Gene Ontology annotation, biological process: proteasome-mediated ubiquitin-dependent protein catabolic process. Gene Ontology annotation, cellular component: proteasome core complex, beta-subunit complex; proteasome core complex. The transcript has a single exon. The coding region runs from base 1 to 579 and encodes 192 amino acids. NCBI's taxonomy places the organism in Eukaryota, Fungi, Ascomycota, Pichiomycetes, Serinales, Metschnikowiaceae. The record is from RefSeq and is a predicted model, not a curated record.